Messenger RNA from Notolabrus celidotus (New Zealand spotty), 9207 nucleotides. RefSeq names its product suppressor of cancer cell invasion (gene scai). Bases 406 to 2127 code for a protein of 573 amino acids. Gene Ontology annotation, biological process: DNA-templated transcription. Lineage: Eukaryota; Metazoa; Chordata; Actinopteri; Labriformes; Labridae. Gene Ontology annotation, cellular component: nucleus. Gene Ontology annotation, molecular function: transcription corepressor activity. The record is from RefSeq and is a predicted model, not a curated record. The transcript is spliced from 17 exons.
CGGAAGUAGCUAGCCAGUUGUAGUGGAGAGUAGCCAGCGGCUGUCUUUACCCCGCUGUCUCCUCUCCUGUCUCCUCUGCUGUCUCCUCUGCUUUCUCCUCUUCUGUCUCCUCCUGCUGUCUCCUCUGUCUCCUCUCCUGUCUGCUCUCCUGUCUCCUCCUCUGUCUCUUCUGCUGUCACAGGAUCCUUUCUGCACAGAGGAGCCGCUUAGCUCCUGACAGCAGCUCCAUCCUCUCCGCAGCGGGACACGGCUCGUCCCUCAGCCGGCCCGGUGUUACUCACACACGGACUGAGAUGCCAUCAGAGUCCCGCUCCGCCCUCAGAGCUGGUCGCGGGUCUGGAUUGUAGAUCUCCUCUGAGGUGGUCCUCUGUUCGGCAGCGUUAGGAGGUGUGAAAAGUCAGUGUCAUGACUGGAGCUGAGACUGAGGAUGAUAUUCCGUUAGGUGAAAGGAAGACUGUCACAGAUUUCUGCUACCUGCUGGACAAGUCCAAACAACUCUUCAAUGGGCUGAGAGACCUCCCUCAGUAUGGACACAAGCAGUGGCAGUCCUACUUUGGACGGACGUUUGACGUCUACACCAAGCUGUGGAAGUUCCAGCAGCAGCACAGGCAGGUUCUGGACAGUCGGUACGGGCUGAAGAGAUGGCAGAUCGGGGAGGUUGCAUCCAAAAUUGGACAACUUUACUACCACUACUACCUUCGUACCUCAGAAACGAGUUACCUGAACGAGGCCUUUUCCUUCUACUCUGCUAUCCGCCAGCGCUCCUACUACUUCCAGGUCAACAAGGAGGACAGACCAGAACUCGUAGUGAAGAAGCUUCGAUAUUACGCUCGCUACAUCGUGGUCUGUUUACUGCUGAACAAAAUGGAUCUCGUCAAAGUUCUGGUGAAGGAGUUAUCUGAGGAGAUUGAGGAUUACACUCAGAGGUUCAACACGGAGGACCAGCUGGAGUGGAACCUGGUUCUGCAGGAGGUGGCAGCUUUUGUGGAGGCCGAUCCGGUAGUCGUUCUGAACGACAACAACUCGGUGGUGGUCACCAGUAACCGCCUGCUGGAGGGCAGCGUGCCUCCGCUGGAACAAGGCAUGGUGGUUGGGCAGCUCAACCUUGCAGACGCACUAAUCAUCGGCAACUGUAACAACCAGGUCAAGUUCAGUGAGCUAACCAUCGAUAUGUUCCGCAUGCUUCAAGCUUUGGAGAGAGAGCCGGUGAACCUGGCCACGCAGACCUCCAAACAAGGAACGCUGGAGCCCAACGAGAAACCAGCCAAAAGAGAAAACCCUCACAAGUAUCUGCUCUACAAACCGACCUUCAGUCAGCUCUUUACUUUCCUGUCGGCCUCUUUUAAGGAGUUACCGGCCAACAGCGUCCUGCUCAUUUACCUGUCGGCGACUGGAGUCUUCCCCACAGGUCACUCGGACUAUGAAGGGAAAACUGUGCGUCCUGCAGGGCCGUAUGAUUUCGGAGGCGUUCUCACGAACACGAACAGAGACGUGGUGAACGGGGAGACGGUGCAGAAGAGGAACCAGGCCGCCCAGAAAGAGAUGCACUGCCUUCAUCCCGGAGAUUUGUUCCCUUUCACCCGGAAACCACUUUUUGUCAUUGUGGAUUCAACAAACAGCACAGCGUACAAGAAUUUCACUAACCUGUUCGGUCAGCCGCUGGUGUGUCUACUCUCUCCGACGGUUUAUCCCAAGAGUGUGCAAGAUCAGUCUCAGCGGGGGAGUCUGUUCACUCUGUUCCUCUACAGUCCUCUCCUGGCCUUCUCCUCGGUGUGUGGUCUGAGCAACGUGCGGCGAGGACUGUGGGAGCAGGCACAGGAGUUCCUCAGCAAAGUUUACCGAGACAUUGGGCAGCUGAUAACUCGAUCACGAAACAUAGAUCAAGCCUUUUUACAAUUCUUCGGUGACGAGUUCCUGCGGCUGCUCCUGAUCCGCUUCGUGUUCUGCUCAGCUACACUCAGGCUGCACAAACUCUUCCGGGAGUCUCGAAGCUUCCCCGAGUCGUACCCCGAGCUCCCCAAACAGGACACGGUGGAGAGCAGCCUUCUACAGAAGCACAUCCUGGAGCUGGCCACCAUGCUGGACGUGCAGAGUCUAUUUUGGGAUGAUUCACUGGAAGCCUACUAACACCUUCACACAGGGCCACAUGGCAUCAGUGUACAUACAGACUCAACUGCCAGAGCCCUCACAGUCUUUCUGUUUUUUACAGGUAAAAAAAAAAUCUGCACAUACACAACAUGAUCUGCAUUUAACUGUCGACUUGUGGUGCAACAUGAAAACGUUCCCAUAACAAGGCAGAGGAUCUAAAAUAAUGUAUAAACUCCCCAUUCUUAAAGCUCAGUGUCUCUCUCCAUGAAUAUUAGAAUCAUGUAAAAGAAAACAAGCGAGCGCUGCAGAGAACUCAACAACUUGACGCUCCCCAUCAAAAUAAAAGUUUCAACUGCAGCCUCAGACAUGUCACAUAGCUGUAAAGAAGCUGGAAGUCGUUUUUGUGUUUUUUAAAAUAAUAUUUAUUAUUGUUUAAAGAAUGAAGAUCGUGCUUGAGUGUGUUCGGACCAAAAGCAAAGGGGACUGCCAGAUCAAACGCAAAGUUUAUGCAGCUGCACAAGUGGACUUUAAUUUCUGCAAGGUGUUCCAAUCACACAGAUUUCCCAUCAUUUGAAUAUUUGUGGAAGUUUAAUUUCUGACGCAAGGUAAAGGAUGUCGCAUCAGAAAUAUUCCAACCAGACCUCAUAAGAAAAACAAAGCCAUUUUGGGCGUCUUUGCUUGUCACCUUGCAAACGGACCUCUAAGAGUCAGACAUUUUAUAAAUCUGCAGCUAAAUGAAGUUAUUUCUGCAUCCUUCUAAACAUGUUUAAUGCCAUCAAAUCUCAGUAAAACUCAUUUAUUUGGGGUUUUUGUAGCAUUAGAGUAAGAAACAUUUUGGGCAAUUUUAUCGGAACUGUCCAAAUACAGUGAAAAUGAGACUCAGUGGACACAGAUGGAGUUGGUGUCCAUCAGAGGAAUCCUGGUGCUGAUCUGAGCUAACAGAUCACCAAACUGGACUCUGGUCAGCCUCAGGUAGCUGGAAGUUUAUCCACACACAGCUCAUGGAGGAGGAGGGAGGUUUUACAGAGAUGUGUGCGCUUCACGGUUCGCACGUUUGGUUUCUCAACACGCCUAAGUUUGACUCGGAAAAACUCGGAAAAAUAAAGGAUGCGUCAAAAACCUUUUUGCUUUUGGUCUGAACAGAGUCAGAGAAGCACAGAGAGGAGCUAAAGGAAGGUUUGUGCUGAGAGAACCCCUCACUGCAUCCGUAAAUAUUUAAAUAUUCACUUCAGCACUCACCCUUUGAAUCUAAAGAGUUCACCAAAAACAUUCUCACUGUUAUGGUUAUUUUGUAUUUGCCAAACCGUUCUCGCUGUAAAGCAGCUUAUCUUGUAGCAGGCUGAGGUGCAUGGGAUCAUGUUCUGUUGUAGGCCUUCAUUAUUGUAAAGAUAUCACUCCUUCAUUAACCAGCAGCCCAUCUUUUACGUCGGCCUUUAAUCGUGCGUAUUUAAAGUGUUUCCUUUUCCACAUCACUGUGCUGUACCUGCAUGCAAAAAAAGCAAAGAGAUGCAUCAUGUUCUGUUUUCAGCCACAGCAGCCUCCACCUUUACAGGUACACAAAGACGUGUAGGUUCUAAAAAGGCAUGAGGGGUUUGGGAGGAGGUGGAGUCAGUGCAUGUGCUGCAUGGACAAACAGGGACAAUCCAGACUGAGAGAGGACUGACAGGAACGCCAACAUGCACCAGUGCUUUAACCGUUUCAAUGAUUUGCCAAACACCUCAGUUACCUUAAUGAUGACAGGAUUAUCAUGUAACCUGCAGGUUUUACUGGUAGAAGGAUUAUCAUUGGUGUGCUUUAUAAACUACAGCUCAUCUCAGACUCAUCUGGCUCUGAUCAGCUGCUUCAGGCUUCAUAUACGGCUGGGGUUUGUUUGUCACCGGAACCAUUAAAAAUCUGACUGUAGAGAAACGAGAGGAAGACUGGGUGACGAUGAAGAGGGUUGAACAAGCAGCAACCACAAUGGCUGAAUUAACUGUUAAAACGAGAGAGUAGGACCCUUUGGUGCCAUAUUUAUACUUUGUCUUUGGAAAGAGCAGCCUCCCUCCACUAGUUGGAUUUGUCUGGUUAAUAACGCUCUAAAGCUCUACUACCUGGAUGUAAACGAGCACAGGUGACAGAUGUCAUCUGGUAACGCGGUGUGGUUUGUCAGUUUGUUGAUCUAUUAAAUGGAGAUAAAGUUGAGAGCAACACCAGCACAGGCAUGAGGAUGUUAACCAGCUGUGCUAGUGGUAGCCACACUCAAUUUUUGUUUACCUUCAGACUCUGUGAACCCGUCUUAUUAAAAUAGUUUCUGCUUAAUUUUGUCUGAUUUCUUAUCUUUGGACGAGUCAGUUAGUCAGAAUUUGGAUUUUCGUUAAAACAACAAGGAAAUUAGUCAUCUUGGAUCAUCCCUAUAAUGAACAUUUUUGCCACAGUGUUAACAGGCAGAGGUGAAUUGUGCUGGAGCCCUUUUCGUGGAUUGAUUCAACCUUGACGUGGGAUCUGUUUUUUCUUGCAAACUUAACUGAUAGAGGAAUAAAUAGCUACUGUUACGAGAUUUGGACCAAUAAAGGUUCAAUCCUCAGAGGUUAGCUAAUAAUUGCUGUAGUGCUCAGUCAUGGUGGUUGCUGCUUUCAGACAAAACCUCUGGAGGUGAUAAAGAAGUGAUGGUUGGUAUAAAGAGAUUGUUCUGUUGGGAUCACUGAAUUAAAGUGGAUCACAGGAAGUAUCCUGUUCAAGGCCUUAAACAACUUGUUGGCUCAGGACCUUAACCAUCACUACGAACACUAUCUCUAAAACCUCUGCCACAUAUCCGUUCAGCGGUGAAUCAGACCGAUAUCAGGCGACAAAGCUGGACCUUUAAAAAGCAUGAACACUAACCCUUCUUGCGCUCCUGGAGACAUGCUCUCGUUCAUCACCUCAUGUAAAUAUUUCCGUUUGAGCUUUCUUUGUUUCUGGCACCAGCAUGUGGGCUGAUAGCACAGACCAUCGUAGAGAAACCAGCUGACAGAUUACUGCCCUCCACCCUGAAUCAUUCUUCACUGCAAAGGUAGCAGAGCCGGCUGGACGGGGAAAGAGUUCUGAGAAAUGAUGAAACACUAUUUUUAGUGUUUGUUAUAUUUAUUGACUUUGUUUGACUUUGUGUACAGAUGAUGUAAAGCGAUGUUUUGGCACAGGUGUGUUUGUUCAGUAGUUAGUGCGUCUAUGAAAUGUGUAAUGAAACAUGAAUCAGAGCAAAAUGUUCACGAGGCCGUUUUGUUCUGUUGACAUUUUUCUAAAGACGUUACAUUCCAACUUUUCUGAGGACUUGAAGAGAGGCAGAGGAAAACUGUUUUCUCCGUUUUUAGUGGGAAAGAGAGCCGUUUCUACAUUCUCCUCUAUUUUCAUUGUAAUGAUCCACAUUCCCUCUUAUGGACAGAUUCAGAUAUUGUAGGCUUGCACUUUAUGAAGUUUGAUAUUGUUAUGAUGCUGUUUGUCGUGCUUUAGGGAAAAAAAAACAGACCAUUUCUUCCUGGUCCUUCUGUGAUUGUUCAGACCAGCCCUUCACUCUGGUGACUUCUUUUUUAAAGUCGUGAUUUCAGACAUUUUUCAUCUGCUGUCACUUUUUAACAGCUUCUGCCUGAAAUGUGUGAAACAUGUACGCUGAUUUCUGUAAGUGUUGACCAUUGACUGAAUGUAAAGAUGGACGACACGUCUCCACCUGCUCCUGUUGUUCAAAGGUGAAGCCAAAAUGUCCAACAACAACUGGCGCUGACAUAUUUCACUUUUGGAGUCAGAGUCUGUGCAGUAGAAAUCAGCUGGUAGAGCUACAUAUUAAAGUCACAGAUUCUUGAGUUGGUUUGAAGCAGACACUCAUUGUUAUGGAAAGUUCAAUGACUCUUGUGUUAGUGUUUGUUACAUUUCCUCUCACCGUUCUGUCUUUAAGAUCAAAGACAACAUUCUAGAAUUCUGCCUUUAAGAUCAAAGACAUCAUUCUAGAAUUCUGCCUUUGUUGUCAGAAUUCUGAGAGAAAAGUCAACAUUCUAAAGAAGAGUCAGAUCUAAACUGAUCCUGCUUCAUACUUCUUUUAUAUCAUCAAAUACUGCAGCCGGUCAGCAGGGAGAGCUCUAAAUGUUUUGGCUUCACUUUUAGUGAGCCAUCGUUUCUUCCAUCUUUUUCUACAGUCUAUCGCGUUGACUCAGCAGCAAUAACAAAAUGUAAAUGUGUGACAGACCUUAAAACGAUCAUGUUUUAUAGUCGGCGGUGUUCGAACACACUGCUGUGUGAAUCCAGUCAUGAUUUUUUACUUUGCAAAGAAUUAUCAGCAAAAACAACAAAAACUCUGAAACAUGUUUGGACAUGAAUCAGGACAGAAGACGAAGAAACAAAGAAAUGUAUCAUUUAAAUGGUCAAAUAUUGCAUGUUGACGAGUUUGUACGUUUAAUCUCAAAAUUCAUAUUUAUGUGUUUAUAACAUGUUAUUGUACGGUGUGUCUCCUGAACUUAAGCCCAUGAAAAUAUGGAUGAAUACUGGCACUGCGUUAUUUAAAGGAAAAUAACCAAGACAGUGACGCUGCACUGUCCUCUGAUCAUCAUAAUAAGUAUAAAAUAAAUAAGAUAACUUUGAGCUUCUGUUACGUCCGUCUGUAGUGAUGUUUUCUGUGCUUCAUAUUUUUAAAAAAAGGCCAUGAACAGAACCAGUUAAGUUAUUGAGUAGCAUGAGUGAUCAUAUGAACACAGGUAACGGAUUUGAAUCUGCUUGAACCCUCACGGACGAACUUUAUGAAACAGAACGUCGGUUUGAGUGUGUGAAUUAUUUUAUUUUAACUUUUAUUUUAAACUUUUUGGAGCAGCUACAGAGCAGCCUUGUGCAAUAGUGUGAAUUGAUUCUGUGUGAUGAAAACAAUAUUUCAUGCUUCAAAAUAACUUCUGCAAAACAAGAUCGCUGGAUAAAUCAUUAUCUGUAUUCGUUUGUGAUCAAGAUACGAGCAAAGAGGGAACUCUUGCACAGGAUAUGUCUUGAGCCUUUGCAAACAUGAUAACUGUGCACACUUUUUUACUCAAAAUAAUAAGAUAUUUUUGCAUGCAAAACAGAUAAUCUGUAUAAACAAGAUCUCUUCAAACAAGUUACAACAUUUAGGCAACAAGAUAUCAAUCUGUGGGAACCACAUAGCUCAUACGAACAACAUACUGAUUUUGUUGUGAUCAGAUAUAAACAAAAUUUUAGUUUUGCAAGCAAUAUUUUUUCAAGGAACAAGACAUAAUUUUGUGAUAGCCAGAUGCAAGCCAGAUGCAAACAAGAUUAAAAAAGUCAAUUUUGCAAGAGAUACUCCCAAGAUAAUAUUUAAACUAUAUACCGCUUGUACACGCAGGUUAACUUGUUUUUAAUUUGUGAGAACUCGAUAGUAACUUGAGUUAACAAGAUACUUGCCUUAGAGAACAAGAUAUAAACUGCUUUAUUGUGGAAACGAGUUAGUAAUCUGUCUAAGCCCAAUAGUCUCAAAAUAUUGUCCUUUUCAGAUUCAUUUUUAAAAUGUUAUAAUUCCAAAAUAUCUUGUGCAAACAAAAUAGUAACUCGUGCAAAAAAGACAUUUAUGGAAGGAAAAAAGAUACUAACUUCUGCAACGAGUAACCAUCUUGCAACAAAAUAAACACUUUGGGGAAUCAGAUAUAAACAAGAUAACUGAUUAACAUCCUGAUUAAAGUGAUUUGAGCAGAGAAACAUUUUGCAAACAAAAUGAAUCUUGCACCCGCAAAAUAUCACCCUUAGGGAUAACAAGAUAUUACAUGUGCAUGCAAGAUAUAAUUUGUUUAUGCAAGUUGAUACUCAUACAUACAAGAUAAACAUUUAUUGGAAGCAAAUAAAGAAAGAAAUAAUAAAUUUUGCAAAUAUAAAGUCAAUAUUUUUAAACAAAAUGUUGCCUGCAUAAAGGGAUAGAUAAAAAUUCUCACCAAGACAUAAACUUGUUCCAAACAAGAUAUUCAGAUUGAAAUAAGAUAUUUAAAGAAGUCCACUCACCCACGCAUGACUCUUAUUAUUUAAAACAAGAUUUAACUUGUGCAAAUAAGAUAUUAAGUUAGUCAGAGCAAGAUCUAGUUGUAUUUUGCAAACUGGAUGAUUCCACUAGCAGGAUUAUAACCUGUGGGCACGGCUUCAUUCGUGUUUACAAUCCCUCUGAUGCCUCUUUAAGUUUUUGUUUUCUCCUCUGCUGUCAUCGCCUUAACAAUGAUCGAACAGUUUACACACCGCUGACUUCUUAAAGAUCUCUGCUGUGGCCAAAUACCUUUAGAUCUGAUUUAAGACAUUUAUUAUUUAGAGAGUUUGUGAUUUAGAAAGUAUAAAUACUUGAGCAUUCCUGUAUAGGUGUGUGUCGUCUCCUAUGCAUUUCAGUUUAUUAUUCAAGUAAGAAAAAUCUGAGUACGUCCGAGUUUUUCCAGGAUCCACAUGAAGUAGAGAAUGUCUCAUCAACAUGUUGACUCUAGAUUUGUUUUGCAGUCACACAGAAUCAAUUUUUUAUUUCCUUCAGCUGCCACUAUGCACUUUUUAUGAACAUUCAGACUAAAACCUGCAGGAUGUAGAGACACGAAAGGAAACAGAGACUGAGGAUUUGAAGGGGGUCAUGAGGCUGUGAUCUGGUGAGACUAAAUCAUUGCUUUCCUGCAUUAACAGUGUUAAACCCUCCAGAGCACAAGAAAUAAAGCAGUUUUUAACAUGAAACCACAACAAGCACAACAGCCACUGCAUCAUGAAACGGACCCUCAUUCAUGGAGCAGCAUGUCGACGACUCCCUGAUUACUGCCGUCUGAUCAAUCCUGUUUUCUCCCGCUGACAAGCAGGAGUCAUUUUUACCUUUUUAUACUCGUAAUAUGUCCAAAACAUGGGUGCAGCCUUUCUUUAUAGCAACAUGUGUGACUUGCUUGUUGUGAUUUUCAGUCAGUGUCAAACUGUCAAAUGUAUUUUCUGAGUUUGAGUUUUAAAAAGAUGCACAGACGCUAAUCUCUGUAAGCAGCAUGUUUGUUUAGAGUAGAAAGUGCCAAAGACUGACGUACUCUCACUUUCUCAUCCCGACGGUGACGGAGAACAAUUAUUGUAUCAGAUGUUUCUUUUUUCUGUGUUAACAGACCGAGCCAAUAAAGAAAAAGAUGAUUUGGCUUCAUGAAA